Molecule: messenger RNA, 7375 nt
Organism: Paramuricea clavata
Lineage: Eukaryota; Metazoa; Cnidaria; Anthozoa; Malacalcyonacea; Plexauridae
Source: the annotation of a GenBank genome assembly
AUGAGUGUUAUACGCGGUAAGUGAUGAAAUAACUAAUAUUUCCAUAGCAGAAAAGCUAAACAAGCAAACUGCAUAUAAUUUUAAUCUUCAAUAUAUUUAUUAAUUAAACUAUUAAGGUCAUGUUUUCAUGAAUACCAGAGUUAAGAGAUGUCUGCAACCGGAAUCUUCACGGCCCAUUGAAGGGACCAAGAUCAUUCAUACCUCAAACUGCAGAGAUUCCUCGGCGUUCUUUAAAGUUCUAGAUAGUGGAGCUAUACAACAUGUCAAAAGUGGUCUAUGUAUUCAUUUAUCUGGUAACAGGUGGAACCCCAGAAAUAGAGAGAAAGCAAUUCUCAAACGAGGUAAUCCUGAUGACUUUAAUUUGAUUUAAUUUUUUUGCCAGAAACCAUUUCAGGCAAAGAAAAUGCUUGACAUAAUUCCAUGAUAGAAAAGACAUGGAAACCCAUGCAUGCAGAAAUAAGGUGAUUGGAUUGUUGACGAUAUCGCUGCAUGGAUUACUACCGACACUGGUACAGACAGUUUUAUUAAAAAUAACAAACCAUAUAUAUAUAUAUAUAUAUAUAUAUAUAUAUAUAUAUAUAUAUAUAUAUAUAUAUAUAUAUAUAUAUAUAUAUAUAUAAAUAGGACGUGCAGAAGAAUAUGCUUCAGUUGAAUGAAUGUCAGAUCAAUAAAUGUUUAGAAAUUAAAUUGGAAAUUAAAUUUCUAAUUCGUGUUUCUAAUUAUAAGAAUAAAAUAUUAUAGAACUGAGCGAGUACUUUGUAAAAUGUAGGGAUAACCUGGAUCUGUGCCUGUGGUAAUAUUAAUUAUCUCAAUGUUAAGAAAUUUGAAACCCAAACAAACGAAAUACUAGAUACUUAUACACAAUAUUAUUGUUAUAAAUUAGAAAGGAUGAUAAUUUCCCAUGCAUUAGCUAUAUAAUUAUCUAACCUUUCCUCAUUGCGCUCGGAUCGAGGCUUGUUUCCUUAAAGUGGAAGUCAAGUCCGUAAUGUAAACAAACGGUUUGUUUACAUUUUGAACUGCUGUAUUUUUUAAAAUAUGAUGUAGGCUACUGUCUGAAUAUCUAACACCAUUUUGGUUCGCUGUGCUUCUAAAUGAAUAUGAAAUAGAGUUUAUGUUCAGAAAAAUUCGAAACAUUCGAAAUUUGCAUGGGCAAUGUUCACAUUAAAGGGUCCUCACAUUGUUAUGAGCAGAACCGAUGCGCAGAACAGACUUGACUUCCACUUUAACAACGAUAUAUAAAUAAUUAUUAUAUGAUAGUAAAUGUCGGAAAGCAUGAAAUUGUAUCUAUAACUGUUUUUUUAAUUUUCCUACUUUAAUUUUCCUAUUUAACAGUUCUUAGUCUGUUUUUUAAAAAUUACCACAUGUAAUAAUGAUAUAUACACAUGCAAUAUUUUUUAAAGUCGUUCAAUAUCUUGAGUUCAUAUUAAUUUUUCACCAAAUCCCUGAAAGUUCUUUGUCUGAUAAUAAUACAUAACAUGCUACAAUUUCUAAUAAUUUAACGGUAUCGAUAUUUUUUAAUUAACUCAUUCUUUGUUUAGAUUGUUCUGCUCAGAAAUUCUUUUUCACGUAUACCGGGAAGAGUUUCAAAAUAAGGAAUAAAUGUCUCCGUCCUUUGAGUAUCAGAAAGCCUGAAAGCAGUCCAUUGAUUAUUUACUCCGGGUGUAACACUUAUGAAUCCACAUACAGCUUUGUUGAUAUCGUAAAAGGUAUACAUUAUCACCGCCACCAUUAUCAUCAUCAUCGUCAUUAUUGUCAUUUUGCUUGCAUGGAGGAGAUGAAUUAUAUUACUUCAUCUUUUAAAAGCUUCUGUGUCCUUUAUUAACAUUCUCACUGCAACGUUGUGUUCUUCGUUUUUUCCAUAAAUUCCAUAUUUAAGACCAAGUAUAUUUAAAAGUAUAUUUAACCUUUUGCUUCGUUUUCCUUGGGUAAACAACCACCGCUUUGUUGGGUUACAUUGUACAAGCAUUUGGUGAAGGCAAAUAAUGCAUUUAAUGCCUUCUAUAGCUGCGUAGCGAUGGUUCAAUUUCGCAAGCCAGGCUCUCUACUUCCACUUCCCUCCCAAACACGCUUUUUGCUCGAACGUGUUUAAGAGGGAAGCGGAAGUAAAGAACCUGGCUUGCGAGGUUGGCGACGGUUCAGCUAGCCAAUGGCACAAGUAUAUUUUGCUACACUGAAUUUUUUAUCGAAAUCCUGGUACAAUUGUUUAGAUUCUGUUUCAAACAAAAAAACUGUUUGGAUGCCAUAUGACACAGUGUUUCUACACUCUUAUAUAGAAGCUCUUAAAAACUCGCUUAAACGCUGUUUGACUGAGACGAAUGAUGUUGGAAUACUGUUUAUUAAUUUUGAAACAAUGUCCGAACGCUCUUGUACUGACAAGCGUUUAAACGCCAUGCAGUUUGAGUUGUUUUUAAAGGCUGUUCGAACGCUGUAGAAUAAUGUUUGGACACUGAUACUCUAUACACGCGUUUAAAAGCUAGGCCUUUGCAUGGGUUCACGGUGUUGGAAUGUUGUUUAUUAUUUAAAAGGGUGCUCGAUUGUUCUUUGAAUGGUGUAUGAGUAUCAACCAAAUGAAAAAAAUAUUGAUUCAUAUUUCAAACCAUUAAUUUAAACAUUCAUGUUAACAAUAUAUAACAAUCCCUUUACUCAAUGUGUACACCUUUGCUAAUUGUUUAAUAAAUCCAUACUCCACAGGUUGUGAUUUGGAUUGCUUGGAGAACAUUAAAAGUGAAAAAGAAAAUACAAAUUCAUUUGACGAGUUCUACAAGAUGUCGGAAGCAGAAGCCAAAUCGUUAGUUUCUAAGUCUUCAAAAUUUAUCUCUACAUUGAAAAAAGAAGUACCUCAUUUGUACAAGGACUUGCUUUCCACCUUCUUCCCUAUUGAUCCAAAAGUCGUUGAGAAUCUGGAAACAUUGGUCAAUCAUUUUGGCAUGGAAAAAGUGAAAGCUUACCCGUCGCUAUUUCUGGCUACUGCUUUCAUUAGACGACAUAUAGGAGUGAAUGCAAGUGAACCUGCUGUUUGUGGAGGUACCAAUUGUGUCGUCAUUUAAAAACUAUUUAUAAAUUAAUAGCAAUGAAGUAUUUAUAAAAGAGUCAUUCAUUUUACCACCAGGUACUGGGCACAGCAUUGCUGGAGUUCCUGCAAUUGAUGAAGAAGAUGCAGAAUACAAACUAAGUUUAAGUGAAAGUGAAUUAGCGUCACUUUUAGAUGAUGAGGACUACAAAGCACAGCAAGCAAUUGACAAGGAAAGAGAGAAAGACGAAAAGACCGUAAGUAUAAAUGAUGACGACAAAAUUCGAAUUAUUGAUUCACAGACUCCGUGUGUCAAUGCAAACUGUAUGUUUACGCCGAAUUGUAAAAGACACUUUCAAUGUUCCACUAGAAACGGCAUAAUCAGACUAUUUCUUCUUUCCAAUUUCCCUUUCAGUUCAGGGUUUGAGCCUUCAUAUAUGUGUCGUUUUCAUGCAAGUUGCAUCAUCUCAAUUUCUUCCAUAAUAUCUUAGAUCCAUCAUUCUAUCUUUUGUCUUGAGUCUCUUGACCUUUUAUCUUUUGUCCUUAUCUGAGGCUCUCUAUUUUUUUCUUCUUAUUCCUCCUCCGUAUCUCUCUACCGCUUACAGGUUCUUUACAGCACUCGUGCAUACCUGGUUUUCUAUCACUCAAUCUAAUCAACUGUCGGAACCGCGUCAUUCUUGCCUGUUUUUACUUUCUUGCCAAUGAUUUCUACUCCCGUGCUUUUUCUAACCUCCUCAUUUGUGAGAUGUUCUCCAGGGGAUAUUCUUCAUAUCCAUCAUAGCAUUCGGAGUUCAGUACUCACUCAGGUAACUGAAACAUACUACACUCGAUCAGUACUGCUUUUGUCUACAGUAGAUUCUACACAAUUUUAUAAAUAGGUAUCAUUUUCAGCUCCAAUUUUAGUAAAAUAUCUACCAGGGGAAAUAGUAAUUAAUACAAAUCACAAAAAUAAUAAUAGGCCUACAAUUAGUUAACAAAAUUUUGUCAAAUUAACUUUGGUAUAUUGUGACUCUUAGCACCUGCAUGCAGCAGUUGUUAUCGGACAACUUGUUCAACAGACACCGCCGUACUACUAGUUUAAUGUAGAUUGAAAUCAUUAUUUCAGGGCAAAAACACAGACGAAUUUCGAGUUAGUGCAGUGCAGAAACUUAUUGAUCGCUUAGAUGGAAAAUACCAUCACAAAUUCUGGACUCAGGAAAGUUUGAAAGUUGCAAUGGACUUGUGCGGAUUCACUGACCCAAGUGAAAUAAAAUUUCCGCCCCGUGGUGAUGGUAUGUCUGGCAUUGAAUAUUUAGAGUAUUAUUUCUCGAGAGAUCCAGAAUUACUUCCUGAAGAAAAUUUAAAGUUUCCAUGGCCACUUGCCAUUGCCUUGAAUAUUCAAACCUCUCUACGACAGUGCAACUGGAUCUGGCGUCGUCUGGAAAAUGGAGAAAGAAUUGUUCGUUAUAGCAAGUAUGUAUAAACAGCAUAACAUUUGCUAUUAUAAUGUAGCAUUUGUAAAUUCUGAACGCUGAUUGGCUAAGAGCCGUGUUGAUAUAACUCAAUGUCAACACGGAAACAUCGAAAAAUUCUUUUUUUAUGUUUCUUUGUGCUAUAUUAUAAAACAAAUAUAAAACUUUUUUCCGUGCAUUGAUAUAUAGUUAUAUCAACACUCGUGGAAAUUGGGAAAACUCGAAAUUGUGUGUUAGAUUGAAACGCAGCAAAAUUUGAUGAGACAUCACAUGUGAUAUUAGUUUCUUAUCCAAUCUUUUGUUCGUUAUUUAUUAUUGACUGUUGUAGCUAUAUUUAUGCGAAAGUUUGUAGUUCAACCGUUGUUACAGAACGGUUAUAUAUUGUGUAAUAGCAUAGUUGCCCGGGUUUCUUUUGUUUCAACAGGUACCAUUACUAACUAAUCGCCCGCUGUAGUGGGCGAUUAGUUCUAAUCGCCCGCUAGAGCGGGCGAUUAGAACUAAUCGCCCGUUACCAAGGGUCACACCUUUGUCUCCCUGACGACUACGCAUUAGGCAAGUGCCUCACGCACAUAAUCGUGCAAGGAACAGCAACAGUUAGCUCAGAGCCGUCAAUAGUCUAUCAUCCGAUCCCUGAGUUGCCGCAUCAUUUAAAUUACGGACGUGCAGUCUCCAAUUUUAUACUAAUAUAUUUAGCGUUUUUGUUGUGGUACGUUAAAUGAUAGAUUGCGCAUGCGUAACCGAUUAAAGCGUAAAAAGUGCGCAUGUGCAACAAGCUUUUACAUUCCACAAGCAAUGAAGCAAAUGUUUUAGCUUAAAUACGCUGAUUCCAAGUAGGGCAUGUUUGUCCAUUUUUAAAUGGGAGCGCAACUAUGCUAUUACAAACUAAUAGCAUGGCUUUUCGGGAGAUUAGUGAUUAAAUGACCCCUCACCCUCGGCAGGUUUGCGGAAUUCCCUCGGGCUUCGCCCUCGGGAAUUCCGCAAACCUGCCUCGGGUUACGGGGCCAUUUAAUCACUAAUCUCCCUCAAGCCAUGCUAUUACUUAUAAUUAAAAAUAUUUUGACUUUGUUGGUUUUAUUUCGACUUUUUGCUAUCGACUCUCGACUUUUUGCUGUCGACUCUCGACUUUUACUCUCGACCUAUACUCUCGACCCUCGACUGUUAGAUACACUCCCGAACAUCGAACAACGAUCAUUGAUGAACUUUAGACUUCGCUGAUCCUUUCCUUUCCCCGGGGGUAAAUAGCCGGGUACCCUCGCCCCGGCUCGGGGAUUAUGAUAAAUAUAACUGUAAAGCACAUUAAUAUGACUGUAAAGAUGGUGAUACUGGAUACCUGGACAACUAAAUUGAUCCAUUCCUAGAAUAUAAUCAAAGUUCUAGGACUACAGGUAAAAAUUAAUUUACUUCAAGUAAUGAUUUAUUAGUAUGAAAGACCUCAAAUCUGGACCAGACGGGAAUUCGUGCAAGCCCUUGAUGUUUGUUCCUGUCCAGACCUCAUUUUCGGAUUUGAAAAAAUAUACAUGUACCUUGUGAAUCUGGGGAACGUUAUAAACACUCUUCCAAUUAUAGGUCAUCUCACUCCGAGAUGUCUAUUUAAAAGUACAAAAGUCGUUUUUUCUUACUUAGAUAUACAUUUAAUUACAACCUCAAGGAAGUAAAAUGCAAGCCGAGCGAUUGGAACAUAUGUGCAAUCCCCCGUAUCAUUGAAGAUGGUGGUGUAUGUGGAAGACAGUCAACUUUAGCUCGAGUUACAAACCAUUGUCUUGGGAUUGCCUCUGGUGGAAUAAAACAACCUGCUCAUGCAGCUGGCUACACUUACACAAAGUCUAAUGACGGUUACAGAUUUAAAAUAUUUCAAGGAAUAACCAACAUAAUGAACACGUACGCUAUGUGGAAAUUGACUGAUGAUGCCAUAAAGUCUGGACAGAAAAUUAACGCAGAAUACCAUCACGGACUAACACGUGCCAUAAACCAUGGGCAUGAAUCAUAUCGAAAUGGUCGUAUCGCAUUGUUGAUUUUCUCUCGUAUUUACGAUGCUGAACUACGUCAGAACUCACGUGAUCUGCUGGUCGAAGCUUUGGAAGGUAACCCACACAUGAUGGAUAUCUGGAUGAAGUUGAUUCAUGACGUCACCGGAAGCAAUGAUAUACCAGUUGAAAGCCAGAAUGUGUUCAAACGAAUUCCUUCAAAAUGUGCACAAGGUCUCGAUGAUUCUCUCAGGAAUCGAGUCGAAGUUCUUGUGAAGGAACACUUAACCUCUUAUAUGCAAAUGUAUUUGGAAGUUUUGCUCAGAUUACUCGCACCACCGUCGUGCUGUUCAAUUGACCAGCCAGUGUAUUUAGAUAUUCUCAGGUCUUCUUGGAAAAAAGAGAAAAGACAACUGGUCAAAGAAUAUCUGUUUGAUGCUUAUGUUUCUUGUGCCUCAAAAUCGGCUGGUAUACCGGAAUUUGUCGGUAUUGUUCAACAGCAUGUCGUCUCGCCAAUUAAUACAAAAUUACUAGAAUUAGAUACAUUCUCAGAACUCUUAAAUUCCUUAUCUACAUUGCUCAAUUCAAGAAGUGCCACAGAAGUCGAGGAAAAUCAAAGUUUGUUACUUGGUUUCUUUACUGCCGUGUGUGACGUACUUCCAAGAUUCCACGUGACUGCGUCAGCUUGGGUUAUUGCUCCUCACUAUCGCACAUGCGUCGAAGCACAACUGAGGUUUCUGGAGACGUAUGUCCCUGAAUUAUAUGAAAACGUGUUUGACGAGUGGAGCACGCUUCAAGAUAAGUCUGCAAAACCAAGGGACAUCUGGAAUGAAUUCUUCAUGAAAGACUGGCUGUAUGGACGAAGUGGAGAUAUUAUUCCUCUGCUGGUGGGAGUAAAGGAAAGUGUUGGUGGAGGAUUGAUACGUGAAAUAAAAGGUAUACAUAGUUGA